Molecule: messenger RNA, 804 nt
Organism: Aspergillus calidoustus
Lineage: Eukaryota; Fungi; Ascomycota; Eurotiomycetes; Eurotiales; Aspergillaceae
Source: the annotation of a GenBank genome assembly
AUGAUUGUUUCUGAGAGGAUACAUGAUUCUUCAAACUAUCCCUACAGCAACCCCAUGAAUCAGCAUCUAAAUCAGCACAACGGGCGAACUCUGAUCAAUGUCGAUGACAUGAUCCAGCCGAUAUUGACAACCCAUGGCUUUACUCCGUCCAUUAAUCAGACCCCGGAAACCCCAAGGUAUAUGGCUAUAGACGACAUGCUCCAACCUAUUCUUCCGCGCCAUGACUGCAGUUUGCCUUACCAGCAAUCUCCAUCUUCAAGUAAUGCCAACAUGAUCGACGUUAAUGACAUGAUCCAGCCAAUAUUAGCAACCCAUGGCUUUACUCCGUCCAUUAAUCAGACCCCGGAAAUCCCAAGGUAUAUGGCUAUUGACGACAUGCUCCAACCUAUUCUUCCGCGCCAUGACUGCAGUUUGCCUUACCAACAACCUCCAUCUUUAGGCGAUGUCAACAUGGUCGACGUCAAUGACAUGGUAUUGUCAGCCGAAAACUUUGCUCUGAUCAGUAACCAGGUGCAGGAAUACAUGGUAGUAGAUGAUAUGCUCCAGCCGAUACUACCCUCCCAGGCCUAUGAACCACACGGAAGUCGACCAGCCUUGCCGCAACCUGUUAGCUUGCCGAAUUCCCAGAGCGAUCCAAUGGAAACGGUACCACUCAUGAAUCAGCCAACCGCCCCCAGGCAGGUCGUUGGGCAAAUGGAAAAACAGGCGGUCUCGAUACAUGGAUCAUGGCCAACAAUGUCAGAGAGCCUGGAGACGCAAAACCAGAAUCCCUUCUACAGCCGCCAAGCUGUUCCUGCGGUUUGA